AUGUGCAGCAAAUGCCCCUUUGUCUCCUUCCUCUUCACACCGCUUCUUUAUACAAGUUUGUAUGUGCCGAGGAAAACAGUGAACGCUCGGUUAGUUCCACGCCCAAAUAAGCCCCACUCGGCUCACUCGCUCAAACGUCUCCGCGAGCCACAAACAUCACACCAAUCCCGUCCGCCGAAGACGCCGUGCUCCUCCAAACGCUAUCCCCCAGUGAAAUACGCCACCUUCGUCCAAUCCCUGCCAUCACCCCCUCUCCCUCUUCGCCCUCCAAAACGGCCUUUCCCUGCUCCCCCUGUCCCACUCUCUCAUCCCUUCGCGAUACAUCUCCAUCCGCAUCUCAUCAACUUCCGCUGCUACCUCAUCAACAACUUCCACCCCUGCGCACCCCACCCUAACCAUCUCAACCAGCUCGUCGUGCAGACGUCCUUCUGCGAACCCACGCUCUGGUGGCCGCGGCCUCUCCCCCACAAACCGCUCGCAAAACCCCUCCACCUCUCCAACUAA
Chondrus crispus (carragheen) is the source of this 504-nucleotide messenger RNA. RefSeq lists its product as hypothetical. NCBI's taxonomy places the organism in Eukaryota, Rhodophyta, Florideophyceae, Gigartinales, Gigartinaceae. The record is from RefSeq and is a predicted model, not a curated record. The transcript has a single exon. Bases 1 to 504 code for a protein of 167 amino acids.